Molecule: messenger RNA, 764 nt
Organism: Erythranthe guttata (spotted monkey flower)
Lineage: Eukaryota; Viridiplantae; Streptophyta; Magnoliopsida; Lamiales; Phrymaceae
Source: RefSeq, a predicted model, not a curated record
GUUUUUGUUUUCGUUACUCUAAAAAAAAAUGUCUUCAAGUGGUAAUCGUGGAACGGGAAAAGGAGUAAUCCCUCCCGAAUUGGAGUGGGAUUGUUCCGAUGAUUGGCAAAACCAAUCAAUUCCCGAACUCGAAUCUCACACUAUCGAUUUUCAAAAUGUACUUGAUAGUAUUAGUAGUGAUGAUGAGCCGACCGAGGUACCGCCUCCUAGCCAACCGACCGGAGUGCCACCUAGGCCAAGGCGAUCAAGGGCUUCUAGGCCAUCUCCAACGCCAUCUUCUACGCCGGCCCAACGUUUAUUGCAUGAGCGCUUCAAGCGCCCAAGGUCCUCAUCCUCAAGUUCAAGUUCCAAUCAACGAUUGGAACUUGAGAGUUAUUUAACCGUUAGAUUUGAUUCCACAGAAAGUACAGAUUUUGACAUACUAGCGUGGUGGAAGUCAAAAAGUUCAUCGUUUCCAAUUUUGGCACGUAUUGCCAAGGAUGUUCUCGCUUGCCCCGUCUCCACUGUUGCGGUCGAAUCCGCCUUUAGUGUAGCCGGUAGAGUAUUGGAUCCAACAAGAAGCAAUCUCGGUGCCGACAAUUUCGAAAAUCAAAUGCUUUUGGGAGAUUGGACGAAAACCGACUACAGACACAAAGAUGAUCACAUCGACAAAGACGACGACGAUGAUGAUAAAUAUGUUCCUACAGAAGGUGGGAAUACAACUUCACCCGGCGGCACAAGCGACGACUAAAAAGGUAAGUAAAGGUAAGAGAACUACGUGGACU